AUGGCCUCUACCCCGACGCCUCAAACCACUCUGCGCCAGCGCAAUGUGGGCGGCGCCGCCUCGACCAAAAAAACCAAGGAUGGAGUCUCCUCAGACGUCGAGCUUGAUAAGCUCGUAAAAGCGGUCACCGCCAAGUCCUCUACUGGCUCCGAGCGUGACUUCCAGGCUGUCUUCGUUAUUAUUACAGCAUUGGCUUUCGUCACUCGGUUCUGGGGCAUCAGCCACCCCAACGAGGUUGUCUUCGAUGAAGUUCACUUCGGCAAGCUCCUCUUCGCUUUUAUGGGCUGGCUCGUUGGCUACGAUGGCCACUUCCACUUCGAGAACAUCGGCGACUCCUACAUCGUCAACAAGGUCCCCUACGUCGCCUUCCGCUCUCUGCCCGCCAUUCUCGGCGCCCUGACCGUCUCCGUCACCUACUUGAUCAUGUGGGAGUCCGGAUACAGCCUCCCAGCCUGCAUUGUUGCCGCUGGCCUGGUCCUGCUCGAUAACGCCCACAUUGGCCAGACACGCCUGAUCCUGCUCGAUGCCACCCUCGUCUUCGCCAUGGCCUGCAGCUUGCUCUGCUACAUCAAAUUCUACAAGCUGCGCCACGAAGCCUUCUCGAGAAAGUGGUGGAAGUGGCUGAUCCUGACCGGUUUCGCCCUAUCCUGCGAUAUCUCAACCAAAUAUGUCGGUCUGUUCGCCUUCAUCACCAUCGGCUCUGCCGUCAUCAUUGAUCUCUGGGACUUGCUGGAUAUCAAGAGACCCGGAGGUGCUCUAAGCCUGCCGGACUUUGGCAAGCAUUUCGCUGCCCGUGCCUUUGGCUUGAUCAUCAUGCCCUUCCUCUUCUACCUCUUCUGGUUCCAGGUCCACUUCUCUAUUCUGACCCGCUCCGGGCCCGGAGAUGACUUCAUGACCCCUGAAUUCCAGGAGACGCUCAGCAACAACGUCAUGCUCCAAAACUCGGUCACCAUUGACUUCUACGACACCAUCACUCUCAAGCACAAGGAGACCAAAGCGUAUCUCCACAGCCACGCGGACCGCUACCCUCUUAGGUAUGACGACGGCCGCGUUUCCAGCCAAGGCCAGCAAGUGACGGGCUACCCUUUCAAUGACACCAACAACCACUGGCAGAUUCUCCCUGCCGGCGCCGAUGACCAGAAGCUGGGUCGCCAUGUGAAGAACCACGACCUCGUGAGGCUCCGUCACCUGGUUACCGACACCAUUCUGCUGUCCCACGAUGUCGCCUCUCCGUACUACCCCACCAACCAGGAGUUCACUACCAUCUCGAUUGCAGACGCCUACGGUGACCGCGCUGCCGACACCUUGUUUGAGAUCCGCAUUGAGCAUGGCAAACCUAACCAAGAGUUCAAGAGCGUCUCCAGCCACUUCAAGCUCAUUCACAACCCCAGCAAAGUGGCCAUGUGGACUCACACCACGCCGCUCCCUGAGUGGGGACACAAACAACAGGAGAUCAACGGAAACAAGCAGAUUGCUCCAAGCUCUAACGUUUGGCUCGUCGAUGACAUUCCGUCUAUUCCGGCUGAUCAUAAGCGCCGUGAGAAGGUGGAGAAGAAGGUCAAGUCUCUCCCCUUCCUGAGGAAGUGGUUCGAGCUGCAGCGGUCCAUGUUCUGGCACAACAACCAGUUGACCGCCAGCCACCCCUACGCGUCGCUGCCCUUCCAGUGGCCGUUCUUGCUCCGCGGUGUCAGCUUCUGGACUCAAAACGACACCCGCCAGCAAAUCUAUUUCCUCGGCAACCCUAUCGGUUGGUGGAUCGCCAGCAGUGUCUUGGCCAUCUAUGCCGGUAUCGUCCUGGCAGAUCAGUUCUCUCUGCGCCGCGGCAUUGACGCCCUGGAUCACCGCGCCCGCUCCCGCUUAUACAACUCAACCGGCUUCUUCUUCCUCGCCUGGGCCACCCACUACUUCCCCUUCUAUGUCAUGGGCCGUCAGCUGUUCCUGCACCACUACCUCCCCGCCCACCUGGCCUCUGCCCUCGUCACGGGUGCCGUCGUCGAGUUUGUCUUCAGCCAGGACUCCAUGGAGCACGAGGUGCUUCACCGGGCCGCUAAGGCUGGCAAGAGCACGGGCCUACGCAAGCACCACCUCACUGCGCGCGAGCGGUUCGUCGGCCAGAGCAUGCUGCCGUCGUGGAUUGCCACGAUUGUCAUCCUUCUCGUCGUCGCCGCCAGCUGGUACUUCUUCCUGCCGCUGACCUAUGGCUUCCCCGGCCUGUCGGUCGACCAAGUCCUGAGGAGGAAGUGGCUAGGCUACGACCUGCACUUUGCGAAAUAG
Messenger RNA from Chaetomium globosum CBS 148.51, 2274 nucleotides. RefSeq lists its product as uncharacterized. Gene Ontology annotation, cellular component: endoplasmic reticulum; membrane. Lineage: Eukaryota; Fungi; Ascomycota; Sordariomycetes; Sordariales; Chaetomiaceae. Gene Ontology annotation, biological process: protein O-linked glycosylation via mannose. Gene Ontology annotation, molecular function: dolichyl-phosphate-mannose-protein mannosyltransferase activity. Bases 1 to 2274 code for a protein of 757 amino acids. The record is from RefSeq and is a predicted model, not a curated record. The transcript has 3 exons.